AUUACCUCAAGUAAUGUUACAUUUACCUGAGGGGAUGUUACCUCCCGCGAGCAGCAGCAGCAGGAGAUGGGCGACUUCCGAGACAUCAGAGGCUUCUUCACCAAGGCCGAGUGGAGCGAUCUGGCCGAGUGCGAGAAGCGGCGCUACAGGAACAUCAAGCAGAACCACGCCGUCCUGCUGAACCUCGGGAUGAACCCGGCCCAGCCCGAGUUCAUGCGCGCACGUGGCAAGCGCAGGGUGAGGGGGAAUGGAGCGGAGUGCGGGCGGUCGAGCGACUCCGACGAGGAGUGGACGGGGAGGAGGAAGAGGAAGGAGGUGGCGAUGCACGGAGGACGAAGAGGUGGAGGCAAACGAGGAGGCAAGGGGGCUGCUUCACGCUGGGCCACCGUGGGAGAGUCGCACGCGAGGGCAGCUCCCAGCAAGCGCAAGACUAAAGCGGAAGCCCUGGAGUACGUGUGGAGCAUCUUGCAGGGCGUGGAGGAGGAGCAGCAGCAGCAGGAGGAGGAGUCCAGGGGAUUUGAGCUGAGGGAGGUGCACAAGGCCAGGAUGGCGAUGUUCAGGCUGGAGCGCAGAGCUACCGCCUGCAAAGAGGCCCUGAGGGUGGCGCUCCAGAGGAUACAUGGAGGCUCCUCCGUGCCGCGGCCUCCGCACAGGCUGUGGCGGUGUCGCGCAGCGCUCGCUCUCUUCUGCGAGCUGUGCAGGGAUUUCUACCUGGCGGAGUGCUCCGUGCACGGCCCGCCAGAGUUCAUCGCGGACGCGGCCGUUGGCCCCGGGAGUGGCCAACAGGGCCCGGCUCAGCCUGCCCCAGGGCCUCACCGUCGGCGCCCUCCUCCAUCGCCGGCGCCGGCCUCGGGGUUCGUCAACUGCGCGAGGAAUGAGCAGGAGCAGAACCUGGUGGCCUUCCAGCACAGGGGGCAGAUUUACUACCGCACGUUCCGUGCCGUGGGGCCCGGCUCUGAGCUGCUGGUCUGGUACGGCGAGGAGUUCGCCCAGGAGCUGGGCAUCGCCUGCGAGGCCGGGCCCUCGCGACGCCGCAGCAGCAGCAGCAACGAGAUGGCUCCCAGGGCCACCGCCAGAGACCUGCAGCCCGUGCAGCCUCCACCAAGCGAGGAACACC
Molecule: messenger RNA, 1117 nt
Organism: Lethenteron reissneri (Far Eastern brook lamprey)
Lineage: Eukaryota; Metazoa; Chordata; Hyperoartia; Petromyzontiformes; Petromyzontidae
Product: histone-lysine N-methyltransferase PRDM7-like
Biological process (GO): regulation of DNA-templated transcription
Molecular function (GO): protein binding
Source: RefSeq, a predicted model, not a curated record